Messenger RNA from Amphibalanus amphitrite, 4803 nucleotides. RefSeq names its product broad-complex core protein isoforms 1/2/3/4/5-like. Gene Ontology annotation, molecular function: protein binding; zinc ion binding; nucleic acid binding. Lineage: Eukaryota; Metazoa; Arthropoda; Thecostraca; Balanomorpha; Balanidae. The record is from RefSeq and is a predicted model, not a curated record. The transcript has 5 exons. Bases 635 to 2368 code for a protein of 577 amino acids. Gene Ontology annotation, cellular component: nucleus. Gene Ontology annotation, biological process: DNA integration; regulation of transcription by RNA polymerase II.
GCACCUCUAGCUGGCCGGCCGGGCGGCGGUCGCACCUCUAGCUGGCCGGCCGGCCGGCGGUCGCUGAUCAGCUGACCGCCGUGCGGCCGCACCGCCUGGGGCUGUGGGCGGACUGGGCCUGCGUGCCGGAGCUGGGAGCUGGAGUCAGUGCUGUACGGAUCCUGCCUGAGUGAAUACAUGUCCCGCAGAUAUGCCUCUUUAACAAUUGGCGACGAGGACAAUUACGAACUUAAUUUUGUUGAGGCAUGGCGGGUGAUUCAAGAGGAAGAGGCUUUGAUGCUUUCAAGCCUGGUGAGGAUAAUUGGGAAGAGUGGAAGGAACGUCUGGAAUUCUACUUGGAGUCUGAAAAUAUCACCGAGAGUGACAAGAAGCGUUCUGUGUUGCUCACCGUGUGUGGUAAGGAGACGUACUCUUUGGUGAAGAGCCUGGUAUCGCCGAACAAGGUGAGAGACGCAUCUUUCGAUGAUAUUGUCUCGUUGUUGGACCGUCAUUUGCAGCCAAAGCCGUCUGUGACAGUGGCGCGCUUUCAAUUUAACAUGUGCGUAAGGAAGAGCGAUCAGACUGUGUCUGCUUUGACAUUGCUGAGCUGCGUCGUCUCACUGAACACUGUCAGUUUGGCGUCACAUUGGACGACAUGUUAAAAGACCGCCUUGUGUGUGGUGUGAGUGAUGGGCAGAUGCAGAAAAGGCUGCUAGCUGAAGAUGAACUGACUUUUGCUCGUGCACAAAAGCUGUGUCUGUCCAUGGAGGCUGCUUCCAGAGACGCAGGCAUUCUGACUGGCACGUCCACACGAGCGGUCGAGCCGUCUGGGGAAGGAGCUGUCAACAGGAUGGACCAGCAGUUCUCGAGCUGCUCACGCUGCGGAAGACGGCACGGUCGAGAGAGAUGUCGUCAUACGGCGACGACCUGCUUCAAGUGCGGUAAGGUUGGCCACCUUGCGCGGGUGUGUCGUGAUACGAAACCGAACCUACCUGGAAAGAGGCAGUUCAAAUCAUCAUUUGAUAAGAAACGUGAUGGGGAUGCGAGAUAUGUUGCUGAAGGAGCUGAAGGAGGGACACGGGAGCAUGAGCAGUUGUCAGAGCACUCAGAUUCCGAUUUGGAGCAGAUCAAAACUGUCGUUCACGCUGUCAGUAACAAAAAGAAACCGGUAACGGUGACUGUUGGGAUAGAGGGCGUGGAUGUUGUGAUGGAGCUGGAUACGGGUGCUUCUUGUUCUAUCAUAAAUGAGUCUACUUACAAACAGCUGGAGUCGACUAUCAAGCUGCAGGCGCCCCAGUCGGUCCUCAGGACCUACACGGGACACAAGAUACCUGUGCUGGGCGAGGCUGUGGUGGACGUCCGCUACGGCUCCAACGAAUGGUGGCUUCCCGUCAUCGUCACGAAGGGAAGUGGUCCGAAUCUCCUGGGACGAGACUGGCUGAGUCACAUUCAGCUGGAUUGGAGAAGCGUCUUCUCGGUAUUGCAGAGAUUCCAGGAUGCUGGCCUGAGAGUUUCGGAGAAGUGUCGUUUCUGCGUCGACGAGGUUGAAUACCUGGGACAUCUGAUCGACGCUGCCGGCUGCCAUCCAUCUGGGAAGAAGAGCGUCGAAGACGACCUGUCGCUGGAUGCCGGGAGGAUCGUUCAGCUCAUCAGUCGUGACGCUCUCCUCAGCAGGGUGCUGACCGCCGUCCAGUACGGAGAGUGGCCGGAGGACCAGAGCCUGCAACCAUACCGGAUCAGGAGAGAUGAGCUGCUCAGAUCUCUGUGCACCAGCUUCGGACUGCCGGAUACCGUGGUGACCGACAACGGGCCAGCCUUCGUGGGCAGAGAGUUCCAACAGUUCGUCAAGAGGAACGGCAUCAGGCACGUCACGACGGCACCGCAUCAUCCGGCGAGUAAUGGUCUCGCGGAGAGGGUUUAUGCGAGGAGCUACGGCGCCGGCCCGGCCUGGCGGGCCGGAACGGUGGUGGACCUGGCGGGUGACGCCAUGGCCAGCAUCCGUCUGGAUGAUGGGCGUGUCUGGCGGCGGCAUCUCGAUCAGUUGCGUCCCAUCGCUGAUCUAUCUCCGGCUUCUGAUGUGAGCGCGCCAGUCCCGUCUCCGCCUCUGGACCAGUGUGCAGCGCGGCGACUGGCUGGACCACUGCCGGUGGUGGAGGAGCCGGCGGCGGCCGCUCGCAGGCCGCCUGACAGUGCGGUACCUGACAGUGCGGUACCGGCUGGUGCUCCUGCCGUUCCUGCAGGUCAGCUGGCGGAGGAGAACGGAAGUACGGCCGCCCGGGCCAAAGACUCCGCAACUGAGCUGCCACCUGGGACUGAUCCAGACGAUCUGGCUCCGUCCCUCCGGCGCUCCACACGAGUUCGGAAACAGACGGACUUUUUCCGGUUCUGAGUGUCGGCUGCGGCCGCUGACUGAAUUGUACUUAUAACUGCUUGGGUUGUGAACUGGUGUUCGUUCUUCCUACAAAAGACAGUUGUUGAUCUUUAACCCGGCAGUUGCUGGGGUGUUUCGCCACCCACCGUUUGCUGGGGGGGGAGGGGGGGGGGGGCGUUAAACGCCCCCAGCCGAUAACUCGAGAACCAAUAGGCGCAGCGAAACGCACGAGGCGGCAAACGAAAGAACGCGACGAGACGCUUCAGAUGAGUACUUUAAAGUUGAAUUUUGAGGUCACAGGUCGGGUCAAGGUCAGGUCAAACACCUGAAAUCGGGCUUUCAGUAGCAUGGACUUCAGGACUUCGCAAUGGGCGCCUCUCGUCAUAAACUCUGUCAAAACGGUGCACAAUCCAUCAUAUAAGGCCUACAAGAGUGUCAGCUCCAUGUAGGGGUCAGUCAAGCAUAGGUCAGGGUCAAGGUCAGGUCAACCGGGUAGGCAAAUAUCCCCGAAAAUCAAAACGGAUAUUCGCAGCCUGUGACACAUGUUUUAUGGGUAAUUUGGGGCGUAGAACACGAUGGUGGCAUUCAUUUUAUCAUAUGUGUGCGUGUUUGGCUCAAAAAGUUCAACUUAAGAAAUGCAUGUAUCAUGGUCGUAAAGUUGUCACGAGAAAUUGCCAAGAUUCAGUUUAAGGUUUUGGAAAAUGCGGAACGAUAAUCAAUAAUCGAAGACAGCCAUUUUAUUGUUCAUGGUAUUGGCAGUCUAAUGGCGUUUACGGCAUGUCUGUAUGUCUAUUCUGUGAUUUUAUAUGAUUUUUUGAACAUAUGCCGUUUUUGGUCGAAAACUCAGAAAUCAUGACGUCACUAAAACCUCGAUAUCUCAAAAAUUUGACGACCGAUUUUUUUGAAACUUUGUCAUAAUACACUUCAUUCAAUUUCCUACAGGUACCCAAAAUUUGGCGCGCCUGCGGUGCGCCGUUUUUAUGCCAUGGCCCGGCGAAAAAAGUGGGGGCGUUUAACGCCCCCCCCCCCCUGCAACUCGCGGGUUAACCCGCGCCCGGCUGGGGGUCCUGGAUUUCCACGCCCUGCUGGGGGGGGGGGUGUUUGAACCCCCCCCCUGUAACUCGACUCCGGGGCCACGUAGCGAUACGCGGAAGGCGGCGUUCGAAAGAGCGUCAAAAAUAAUGACGAAAUCACCUCGGUCAAUUUUUUGGUCAGGUCAAAGGUCAGGUCACCAGAGGUCAUUGAAGGCAAAAUUUCGCCGAUUUCCAGGUCGAAUAUCGAAAAUUUCCAAGAAGCCAACGCAUAACUCGGGAACCAAUGGAGCUACUGCGCCGCGGAAAAGCGCAUUCGAUAGCCCUAUUAACGCCCUUUCUGAGAAAUUCUCUCAGAUUUGACCUAACGUCAACGGUUUUGCCUGCAGGGGGCAAAAACUGCAAAAAUAGCCGAUUUUUUCGGAAACAGUUUUUCGGCAAUAACUUUUGACCCAAGCCUUGUACGAGCUUACUUUUACCGGCAUCGUGUUCCUCUUGUCAAGACGCAUCGAAUGAACUAUAAGUUGACCUUGAAAGGUCAACUUGAAAAUUUGACCUCAGGUCAAGGUCAUGACCUGACCGGAAAGGGUCAUGUUGCAUAUCAGUCGAUCCGUAUCGUCGAGCUGAACACAUCUAAGGCGUUUUCAUCGCUCUAGCAUGCCUCUAUCAAAAGUUAUUUGCGAAAAACUGUUAGAUACCAUUCGUGACCUAAGAUGACCUCAGGGCAUAAACAAGGGUCACGGACACCAUUUUCAUGUUCAGUGUGUCUAAACCACUUGUAAUUCGGUGUUUGGGAGUGUUUAUAAUGUCUUUCGUCCAAAAGAGGCGCAUUUCAAUUUUCUCCCUUUGACUUAUAAUGGGGAGGUCGCAAAAUUGACCUGACCUUAGGUCAUCGAUAUCAAAAUUCUGAGAUAUACAUUUUGUACAUGCUGUUGCUUUUAGCAAUCGCUGAAAGUUUCAAAGCGAUCGGUCACUCGGUGUAGCUAUGACAGACAUUGAAACUUUUUAUGAGGUGAGGUCACUUCAAGUGACCUGGUGACCUGACCUUGAAUCACCUUGGUCUGAAAUUUUUACAACAUGUGUAGAAUUGAUGUAUGAUAAGGUGUACCAAAAACGGCGGCGCUCCGCGCCGCCGUUUUUGAGAUAUUCGCGAAAAACCACGAGGGGGGGUGUUCAAACACCCCCCCCCCCCAGCAGGGCGCGGGUUAAAGGGAAGGGCGAGUGUGGUAACUUGCACCUCUAGCUGGCCGGCCGGGCGGCGGUCGCACCUCUAGCUGGCCGGCCGGCCGGCGGUCGCUGAUCAGCUGACCGCCGUGCGGCCGCACCGCCUGGGGCUGUGGGCGGACUGGGCCUGCGUGCCGGAGCUGGGAGCUGGAGUCAGUGCUGUACGGAUCCUGCCUGAGUGAAUACAUGUCCCGCAGA